Messenger RNA from Aspergillus uvarum CBS 121591, 4554 nucleotides. RefSeq lists its product as uncharacterized. The transcript is spliced from 9 exons. NCBI's taxonomy places the organism in Eukaryota, Fungi, Ascomycota, Eurotiomycetes, Eurotiales, Aspergillaceae. The record is from RefSeq and is a predicted model, not a curated record. Gene Ontology annotation, cellular component: cytoplasm. The coding region runs from base 1 to 4554 and encodes 1517 amino acids. Gene Ontology annotation, molecular function: pyridoxal phosphate binding; carbon-sulfur lyase activity. Gene Ontology annotation, biological process: transsulfuration.
AUGUCCACAGAGGACCCUUUUGCUUUCCUCGGUGAGGAACCGAAACAAACACCUGGCAAGAAGCCGCAUUGGAGGGAGAAGUUGUUUUCCAAGGACAAGAAAGCCAGAGGAUCGACAGACCAGCAGAUUGAGGCAUUCUUGGGACCUACUCGCUCCAAGUCUCUGUCCUACGGCGCAACAACCACUCAGCGCGAAUUGCGGCCGCUGCGUCCUGAUGCUGCCAGUCGCUGGCCCUCUGCCCAGGAUGUGCUCAAUGCCUCGUCUUCAAUCACCGCUGCCCACGAUGUUACUCCAGUAGCGGACUUCACGAAACCUCCAUACAAGAGUCGUCCGCGCAAAGGAGUGAAGGUGAGAUUUGCCGAUCGCAAGCCCGAAGUCAUUGGAGAAGGAGGAGAUGAGGUAGAGGUUCCAACAAUGGAAAUAUCCCUGUGUCGUAACAGGGCUCAAAGCCUGGAAUCAACUGAGUCAGACAGCCAGUCCGAGCCGGAAGGGCCUCCUCAAUUGCGUCUCGAUACCUCAAUUGGAGCAAAUGAUGCGCCUACGUCCCGUGAACAACGCCGCGAACAUCCUAAGGCGCUGGCACUUGGAACAAGAGCAGAGGACUGGAAGCCGGUUCUCCUCCAUAAUGCUCAGGAUGCAGAUUUCUUGAUGACCCUGAGUCUGGGAGAAAGAGGUUCCCGGCUGUCAUUUCGAGCCUCACCAGAGUCCAAUUCGUUUGCGCAGCGCGUUCGGGCGAAGAUGCAAGCUGAGGAGGGUCUUGCUUUGCAACAUCGACUUUCAGAUCCUAUGUCGCCCGGUGAUGAGAACGAAACUCAGUCCCCGGCCCUGAGAACAGAGCCAAUCCCUCCAGAAAACCCAUUCAAAGACUCUCCAAGUCCUCCCUCGGUCACCCGAUCUGUGGCGUCGGAGAGACCUGUUCUUUCUCCGAUCCGACAGUCGAAUCCUAGUCUACCCGUUCCAGAAGUUGCAAGCCGACCGUCCAGUAGAGACGCGCGAGAGACAUCUCGCAGUCCACAGCCGCCUAAGUUUUCUCUCAAGUCUAUUGCUAACCAGUUAGGUGACACUGCUUUCGCAGACCUGAAGGGGUAUGUGGUACAAUUCCGGGACCCAAUUGAGAUUGCCGCCGAAAGUGCAAAGCCACUUGUUGGAACCCCGCUUUCAGAAUGGAUGAAGGCAGCAUUGUGGUGGUUUCUGCGUGGAAAGAAGAGACUAGAAUUCUAUGCCCGAUCGCGCCCUUCGAGUUCGAGUUCUGGUGUCCGAUCACCGCAGAAUCGACCCGCAGAGAGCGCGAAGCAAGCGAUCGUCGAUCUCGCGAAGGCGUUGUGGAUCACCGAGAAUAUUGUCCCCCAACAUGAGGAGCUGGCUCGAUACGGUUCAAUGAGCGUGGACGCUUUGCUUGCCGUGGCGAGUACGACUGGCAACAAGGAGCUGGCAGAUCUUCUAAGCCUGAGUCAAACCAUAACGAAUCAUCUGCGGUCGUUGGCGAUGUCUAUCAAGAGGAACAGUAUUCUCAUGACUCUCGCGCAGGAACGUUCUCCGAGUGACAUCGAUAGCACCGUCUGGGUUCAGUAUCCUGCCUUUGCGCCUGACGUUGCUGCGAUUUUAUCGGGAACAGCGACGAAAUCUCUCCUAGCUGACACCUCUGGGAAAGCACACAGCUUCGUGCAGAUGAUGCCACUCGGCGAUACCAACCGCUACUUCAGCUAUGGAAGUAUGUUUGUUGACGUCUGUAUCACAUCGAGCGACGAUGAUGACAAGCAACAUUCUAUACCAUGCGCUCUGUCCAUAAUCCGGGACAGGGCUGACUGGUACGUUUUUGCGGCCAUAACCAGUCAGAGCGAUCUGGUCGAUAUCGUGAUACAAUCAGAUAAGAAGAACGGUCCUACGUGGGAAAGUGUCAAUUGGCACGUCCGGUCACACUCAAUGCGCGUUAAGCUUCCACGCGGCUUUGAGUUACAUGUUCAAUUCCAGGAAGAGGAUUUUAAGAACAUCUGGAACAUUGUUCAGUACACAUCCAAGACCGAAGCGAGUCUCAAGCCAGAGAAAAACGAGUCACUAGUCUACGAGAACACCCUUAAGACUUUCCGAUACAUUGACUCUGUAACUCCCAAAGCCUUCCCUUCCGAGCCUGUGGAAAGAUGCCGUAUACGCCUCUUCGAGAGAACUGUGCCGUUGACUGAGGGCACAGGUCAGCGUAUGCAGCACCAGGGCUUCCGGAUAGCGAUACUCACUAGUCCGAAAGUCAAGACUCUGAGCAGUGUGCGUCACGUUCUCGGCAAUGGCGCCCCAAUAGUCUUCGGCCUUCUCCGUGGUGACGAUGGGGCACCAGCUCUUCUUUUGAAAGUCAAGGAGGAUGGUAGAACCAGGUCUAUGCUGAUGGCAUUCGAAGAGCUCGAAGAGCGAACAAUGUUGCACUCCCUCCUGUUGGGAAUACUUCCGCAGGAGCGAGAAGCGAAAUCACCAGAUAUCGCCAUUCGGGCCUUUACACUUGAGCAGCCCGCGGAUCGAGUUUCAGGAAAACCCGCCAAGGAACAUAUCCAGUUCCCCGCUGGCACGAUCUCGAUCAUAGAUGAGCAGUAUACACGACCGGAUCAUGGUUAUGGCCCUACCGUUCUUUCGGAACAUUUGCGUGCCUUCAUCGCGACGGAAUGGGGCUCGGUUACAGACCGUCUCAAUCUCGGCCCUGGUGAGUUGAAGCUUGGCCUUGAUGUCAACAAUCGAACAGGCCUUAGCCUAUAUCGACCGGGCCAGAAAGAUCUUACUGUUUCUGUCGCGGAGAACAUGGUCAUUCCCGAGAUGCCUGAUAAUUUGACCGAUUCUCUUUCAAAAAUCAUGGCAAACCCGACGAUUCGACGCUUCGACUUUGCAACCGUGCAAGAUCUGCACACAUUUCAACAGGCCGUGACUGGGUUCAAGGUGCUUUUUGAUAGUGUGGCCUCAUCCUUCGCCAUAUCACGGCGUCGUAUGGUAGUUCCCAUCACUAAGAAAUGGGAAUCGAGCCUCGCCCGGGUCCAGGUCAUCCGUCGGGAUAGAGUCGUGCAACUUGUGGCCUUCCUCAGCGAUUUCCAGUACGGCAGGUGCAUGAACUUUGUUCUAAAGGGCACAGACACUCUCGAGUCAUUCGGCAAAACCGGCAAAUUCGGCGUUCGCAUUGUCGAUGCUAAAUUUGCGUUGCCAAAAUCCGACGACGAUCCCGCCUCCAACUUUCUAUCUCUGGAUACACCAGAUUACCCAAUGGAGCAUGACGAUAUCUCGAUUGCCUUCGACUCUGAAGCAGACCGGACCAAUUUCCAAGCCGCUGUACCAGGCUCCGAAAAGCACAAGAUGGCUCCUACAAAUCGAGAAAUGGGAACUUCCACGCGCUCACUUCAUGCGGAUGAUGCGCUAAAUGCGGUUUCAGACGUUGCUCCUCCAAUUCACGUUGCCACUACUUUCCGGUACUCCGAUAACCCCGACGAUCUCGUGCCAUUUGCAGACCUUACAGACGACGUAUGUCUCGAGCUACCCAUAUUGAUCGCUCUGGGCGCUUCUAACACACACAUAUACUCGAGAUUGUCGGCUCCCAGCUCUACGCGCUUUGAAGCCAUUCUCUCAUCCCUUCUCAAUGGCGAGGCCAUCAGCUACUCUUCAGGGUUGUCAGCCCUACAUGCUGCGCUAACGCUGCUCAACCCUCGUCGUAUCGCGAUCGGAAAUGGCUACCAUGGGUGUCACGGUGUGAUCGCACUUUUCAGCCGCGUAACUGGACUUCAGAAACUGGACCUCGACUGUCCCGCGGAGAAAUUGGAAGCGGGCGAUGUAAUCCACUUGGAAACGCCAGUGAAUCCCGAGGGAACCGCAUUCAAUAUCGAAGCAUACGCCAAGAAGGCGCACUCGCGGGGGGCAUACCUUAUUGUUGACGCUACAUUUGCACCUCCCUUCCUUCAAGAUCCGUUUAAGUGGGGCGCCGAUCUGGUCUUGCAUUCGGGAUCCAAAUAUUUUGGGGGCCACAGCGAUGUUCUAUGCGGUGUGCUUGCCACUCAGCGCGAGGAUUGGGCCAAGCAACUACUGCAGGACCGAAUCUUCCUGGGUAGUGUUAUGGGGAAUAUGGAGAGCUGGCUGGGUGUGAGGAGUCUGCGGACUCUUGAAGUGCGGGUUCAACGCCAGAGCGAGAAUGCAACCAAGCUUGUUUCGUGGCUACAUCAAGCGCUUUCCGCCCAGAAUCCUGCUUCUGGUAGCGACGAGGCUUUGGUCCAGGCAGCUCUUGACAGUGUGCUUCACGCGAGUCUGCAGAAGGAAGAUGAAUCGUGGUUGUCGAAGCAGAUGCCUAAUGGAUUUGGACCUGUCUUUUCGAUUAUUACGAAGACGGAAGAUUACGCUCGCAAACUCCCUAGUAAGCUUGCUUUCUUCCAACAUGCUACUAGCCUAGGAGGAGUUGAAACGCUUAUUGAAUGGCGGACUAUGUCGGAUACAACAGUCGAUCGCCGGCUGCUGCGGAUUAGUGUUGGUUUGGAGAAUUGGGAGGAUCUUCGCCAGGAUUUGGUGACUGCAUUCAAAGCUCUAACUGAGAGCAACUAG